GUAACGGCUGCUCCGCGAGCGCGGGGGACGGACGGGGCGAGCGAGCGCCAGCAGCCGCCGCUGCCGCUGCUCUCCAGUAGGAGGAGAGGCGCCGCGGGACCGGCCUGACGCAGCCAGCCGCUCCACCCACCUCCCCGCAGGGUUAGGGCGGAACACUCUGCCCGGGACUGCCUCCAAUUAGGCUCCAGUGAGGAGGAGCCGUUGACUGGAGAGACCGAGGCAGAAGGAGAAAGCGAUAGGAUUCCUGGCACUGGGAGCGGAGCAGGGGAUCGGGAGCACGGAGUGGGAGAUCGGGAGCAGGGGAUCGGGAGCACGGAGCAAGAGAUCGGGAUCAACAGGGAGCAGGAAAUCGAGAUCGAUCGGGAGUAGGGUGCAGGGGAUUGGGAUCAGCCGGGAGCAGGGGAUCGGGAGUACGGAGCAGGGGAUUGGGAUCAGUCGGGAGCAGGGGAUCGGGAGUACGGAGCAGGGGAUUGGGAUCGGGAUCAACCGGGAGCAGGAGAUCGGGAGUACGGAGCAGGGGCUUGGGAUCAGCCGGGAGCAGGGGAUUGCGAUCAAUGGGGAGCGGGGUGGUAUAAGGAUCAGCCGGGCAGGGGGUCGAGAUCAGCCCGGUGCUGGGAGCGGGGCAGGGGAUCGGGAUCAACCCGGGAGCGAGGAGUGGAGCAAGGGAUCGGGAUCAGGAUCCGCCCGGCGCAGGGAGCGGGGCAGGGGAUCGGGAUCAAGAUAAAGGAGCGGGGAUCGGGAUCAAGAUAAAGGAGCGGGGAUCGGGAUCAGCCAGGGAACAGAACAGACGAUUGCGACCAGCCCGGCAGUGGGAGCGGGGGCUAAGGUUAACUCAGGACAACUCUCCCGCAACAUUUUGAGACGUUGGCUGGUUCUCACUGGAGUGGCUGCAUCGGAACAAUUCUCAUCCCGAUCCCAGGAUCUCAAGUCUAUCAAGUUUAUACUGGGCAAGCGGAAGAACAGUGAGUAUUUGGCCUGGGAGGCUGGAGUUAGUCGCUCUCGCGUAGCGACUAAGUGAGGAAGACAAGAGCCUUGCACCACUGGAAACUCCUCGUCCUCCUCUCGAAGAAGCUUUGUUGUGCUGGGUUUACGAUGUGGAGGGCUCCUAAAGAUCGCGGACAAUUGCAGUCGGUCUGCAAAUGAAAUAAUCCAUAUGGAGCUACGAUGAAGGCAACGAUGAAGAGAGGGUCGAGGAUAUUGAUCAUUUUGAGAUUCGUGGAAGAAUAAAACUAAAGAAAACGACUGAUAAGAGAAUAAAAUAUAAAUGGAUGGAUAUUGUACACAACGUCCACUCAUUAUAAUGUGGCUAAUGUGUAACACUGUGAACACACUUACUGGAUUUGUCACUGUUUAACCAACAAAGAGUAACCAGAGGACAAAAAUGGCUCAACUUUCGCUGCAGGUGUUUUACUGCAGGAAAUAUUAACGAGUAAUUAAUCCGCAGGCAAUUCUGCUUUUUUGGUUAGAUCUUGUGUCUUUUGUAUAUUAAAUCUCCCAGGCGUUAUGCAUUAAAACUGUAACGUCGCACCGAAAGAAAAUCGCCUCUGCACGCAAAAUGUCUCAGAGUUUAUUACAAGGAAAGCGGUUUUUCUGCAGGGAGUGGGUUUUCCAUAAACUCCAGCAUUGUCUUCAAGAAAAGAACAAUGGAAAAGCAUUUGGGACCUCUAAUCCCAGUGGGAAUACUGGACCCUCGGGGAAAAACACUGGAGGAAUCGGGGGUAUUUUGGUCGUUGGGGGCCCCGGGAGUGGAAAAACUGCGCUGUGCACUGAGUUGGUUUGGCCCACCUGUCCACAGCUGGUUCAGCGGGGACUGCACCGGCAGACACUCGCCUUUCACUUCUGCAAAGCCCAGGAUGCAGACACGCUCUGCGUUAGCAACUUCAUACGAAGCCUUGUUUCUCAGAUUCGUAACAGCAGCCUGGUCCAGGGAUAUGAAGAGAAACUGCGAGAUCCGACCGUCCACAGCGUGCUGCAGGCUGGCGAAUGUGAGAGGAAUCCCGGGGAAGCGUUUAAAAGGUGUGUACUCCUGCCACUUUUGGGAAUAAAACCACCUCAACAGAAUCUCUUCAUCGUUGUGGACUCUGUUGAUGAAGGCUGCAAUUAUGCUGAAGGAGAGCAAAAACCAACAGGCUUGACACGGACUAUUGCAGAGCUUCUGGCAUCUCAUCAUGAGUUUUUCCCACCGUGGCUGAUGCUUGUCUGCUCUGCCAGAAGACAAAGCAAAAUGGUGACAAAAAUGUUCACAGGCUUCCGAAAAAUUAGCUUGGAUGAUCUACGUAAAGCCUACAUAGUGAAAGAUGUACAGCAGUAUAUCCUACAUCGGCUGGACCAAGAGGAAGCACUCAGGCAGCAUCUGACAAAAGAAACAGCUGAAAUGUUGAACCAACUUCAUAUUAAAAGCAGUGGCUGUUUCCUUUAUCUCGAACGUGUCCUUGAUGGAGUGGUGGAAAGUUUUAUUAUGCUGCGAGAGAUUAGGGAUAUUCCAGGAACACUGAAUGGACUCUAUCUCUGGCUUUGUCAGAGGCUCUUUGUGCGAAAACAAUUUGCAAAAGUGCAGCCUAUUCUAAAUGUAAUUUUGGCUGCUUGUAGGCCAUUGACGACUUUGGAAUUAUAUCAUGCAGUCUGGACAAAAAAUAUGACCAUGACAAUAGAAGAAUUUCAGCGGAAAUUAGAUAUAUUAUCAAAGGUUCUUGUUGAUGGCUUGGGGAGCACUAAAAUUCUGUUUCAUUACAGUUUUGCUGAGUGGUUGCUUGACGUGAAGCACUGCACCCAGAAAUACUUGUGUAAUGCAGCAGAGGGCCACAGAAUGUUGGCUAUGAGUUACACGUGUCGUGCAAAAGAACUCUCGCCUGUGGAAGUACAAGAGUUAGCUCUGCACCUGCUUAAUUCUAACUUGCAGCUGGAGACACAUCAUUUAGCUUUGUGGAUGAUUUGGAACAGUACGCCUGUGAAAGGAGCUUUGUCGACAAUGAUUCCUAAAGAACAGGAAAUACUACAGCUUUUAGUGAAGGCAGGAGCUCAUGUCAACAGUGAUGAUGACCGCACAUCGUGCAUUGUUCGGCAGGCAUUGGAGAGGGAGGACUCCAUUCGAACUCUUCUAGAUAAUGGUGCCUCUGUUAACCAGAUUGACUCUAAUGGAAGAACAUUGUUGGGUAGUGCAGCCUACAGUGGCAACUUAGAUGUAGUUAACCUACUGAUAUCCAGGGAAGCUGAUCUGGAAAUCGAAGAUAAUCAUGGACAGACAGCACUUACACUUGCUGCAAGGCAGGGUCACACCAAGGUUGUUAAUUGCCUCAUUGGACAUGGUGCUAACAUAAAUCAUACUGACCAAGAUGGAUGGACAGCUUUGAGGUCAGCAGCUUGGGGAGGUCACACUGAGGUGGUUUCUGCACUUCUUUAUGCUGGCGCUAAAGUGGAUUGUGCAGAUGCAGACAGUCGAACUGCUCUUAGGGCAGCAGCAUGGGGCGGACAUGAGGACAUUGUUCUAAACCUGCUUCAACAUGGAGCCGAGGUUAACAAAGCAGAUAAUGAAGGAAGGACGGCACUUAUUGCAGCAGCAUACAUGGGGCAUAGAGAAAUAGUUGAACACCUGGUUGAUCAUGGUGCUGUGAUAAAUCACGAAGAUGUGGAUGGAAGAACAGCUCUGUCAGUUGCUGCAUUGUGUGUCCCUGCAAGCAAAGGUCAUGCAUCAGUGGUUAGCUUGCUGAUUGACCGAGGAGCAGAAGUUGACCAUUGUGACAAAGAUGGUAUGACUCCACUAUUAGUCGCAGCCUAUGAAGGUCAUGUGGACGUUGUCGAUUUGCUUCUUGAAGGAGGGGCAGAUGUGGAUCACACAGAUAACAAUGGUCGUACUCCUCUUCUAGCUGCUGCUUCCAUGGGCCAUGCAUCUGUUGUAAACACCUUGUUGUUUUGGGGUGCAGCAGUGGAUACUAUUGAUAGUGAAGGAAGAACAGUAUUGAGUAUAGCCUCAGCACAAGGAAAUGUAGAAGUGGUGCGUACUCUGCUGGACAGAGGACUCGAUGAGAAUCAUAGGGAUGAUGCUGGUUGGACUCCAUUGCAUAUGUCAGCAUUUGAGGGUCAUCGAGUAGUAUGUGAAGCACUUAUUGAACAAGGUGCUAGAACUAAUGAGGUGGACAAUGAUGGUCGAAUCCCUUUAAUACUGGCUGGUCAGGAAGGCCAUUAUGACUGUGUACAGGUUAUGCUUGAAAACAAAUCAAAUGUGGAUCAGAGAGGCUAUGAUGGGAGGAAUGCAUUACGUGUUGCAUCAUUAGAAGGCCACAGAGAUGUAGUUGAACUUCUCUUGAGCCAUGGGGCCGAUGUUAAUUGCAAGGAUGCUGACAGCCGCCCAACUCUGUACAUCCUAGCACUUGAAAAUCAGCUAGCAAUGGCUGAAUAUUUGCUAGAAAAUGGAGCAAAUGUAGAAAGCACAGAUGCUGAGGGAAGAACUGCUUUGCAUGUUUCCUGCUGGCAGGGACACUUGGAAAUGGCUCAACUUUUGAUAAACUAUCAUGCUGAUGUUAAUUCUGCUGAUAAUGAGAAGAGGUCAGCUUUACAGUCUUCUGCAUGGCAGGGGCACAUGAAAGUUGUCCAGCUGCUGAUUGACCAUGGAGCAUCAGUAGAUCAUACAUGCAACCAGGGUGCCACUGCUCUUUGCAUUGCAGCCCAGGAAGGACAUGUGGAUGUUGUCCAAAUAUUGCUAGAACACGGUGCUGAUCCAAAUCAUGCAGACCAAUUUGGGCGCACUGCAAUGAGGGUUGCUGCAAAAGGUGGCCAUACACAAAUCAUAAAGUUAUUGGAAAAGUAUGGAGCCUCGAGUUUAAAUGGAUGUAGCCCAUCUCCAGUUCAUACAAUGGAACAGGCAGCCCCUCAGUCUGUCACUGUGAAAAUGCAGUCUUUGACAAUUAAAUCAAAUAGCUCAGGCAGCACUGGUGGAGGAGAUCUACAGUCUGCAAUGCGGGGUUUUUCUAAUGGCCCUCAACAUCCUUUUAGUUCACCCUCUGAAUCUCCAGAUUCAACAGUCGAUCGGCAGAAGUCCUCUCUGUCCAAUAAUUCACUAAAGAGUUCCAAAAACUCCUCUCUUCGCACAACAUCAUCCACAGCAACCGCCCAAACUGUACCUAUGGACAGUUUCCAUGGUAUGUCCUUCACAGAACAGAUACAGCAGCAUUCUUUGCCACGCAGUCGAAGCAGGCAGUCUAUUGUAUCUCCAUCAUCUACUACACGUUCCAUAGGACAGCAUGCUAGCUCCCCAACCAGUGAAUAUGAAUGGGGACAAAUGAAACCCAAUGUGAGAUCUAGUAAGAGCAGCAAAACUGGACACGGUGUGUCCAGUGAAGGUUCCAAAACUGCUUCGUCUGGAAAAAGAACAGCACAAAACAAACAAAACAGCUCCCCUCAGCCAAAGGUUUUAGAGUAUGAAAUGACACAACUUGACAAACGAACAGCCAUAAAUAAAAUGGUGCAGAGUAAUGCAGUAUCACUAAAACAGACAUCACAUGAAUCACAGUGUAAAAUCUUGAUUCCACAGAGUCCACAGGAAAAUACAAGGACUCAACAACAGUUCUUAAUUCAACAGCAUGGAGAACAGAAGAAACGAAAUGGAAUAAUGACAAAUCCAAAUUACUUGCAAGGGAAUCCUGUUUUUCUGAGCAGAGUUGCUGUUCCAAGAAGUGCACAGGAAAGAGGACAUAAUGAAUGUUUGGAAGGUUAUCCAUUAGCAGAGACUGAACUGAGUCUAAAGCAAGCCCUAAAAUUGCAGAUCGAAGGGACAGACCCAAGCUUUAAUUAUAAGAAAGAGACACCAUUGUAGCAGAUAAAACACAAAUGGAUUUCAUAGAAGUGCAGCAUUUAAUUCCCAUCUUACUUCGCUGCCAGUAACCUGAAGGCAUUGAACUAAUUGCAGCCUUAGUGGAUCUGGCCUGGUUAUGAUGAAGUCACUCAAUAUCAGUCCUAAAAGUACCUUUACUCGAUGGAAGCAGUGGAAGUGAAGUUUUACUACUAUUACGACGUUUCAUUAAAAAAACCAUUCUAUCUGUGCCCAUGAUUAAAGCUAUCUUUAAGUGUAACCAUAUAUAAAUAUAUGCUUUAUAUAUUUGUGUACUUUAUACUUUCAUAAGGACAAACCAUUAUAUGACACUAGAACAAUUAUAGAUAUUUUUUGAUGCAUUGGGGAGAGAUAAGAAUGCAGAAUGCAAAAUUGGAGUUAUGGCAAGACUGAUUGAAAACUGCAGCCCUGUGAGAAAACAAGGCAUUCCUGAUGUUCUAGAUCUGAUGUUUGCUGCAGAUUGCUGCAAAAUAUACCCAACCUACUGCUAUGAACUUGUAUUUGAAUUUGUACAUUGAUUACACAUGAAGCUUUUUGCCCUAUCUCUCCUUAAAUUAUUUAACAAAUUGAUUUCAUAGUUAAGCCAUCCACAUGAAACUGAAAGUGAUACUGGAAUGAGUCGGUCUCUUAUUUAUAUGUUUUUAUUAAGCAUUGAUGUGUAUGGAUACAUGCAAAACAAAAAGGCAACUUCAUGGUUUUGAAAGGAAGUUCUUUGUAAUGAAUUUAAGAUGGAUGUACAAAAUGUAAUGGUGUUCAAGAAUACAUGAUGAUUUUUAUAUGCAGUUUUCUUUCCCAUUUGACAAAAUGAUAUCCAACACCUAGCUGCAUAACGUGUCACAGAAAAGAAAACUGCUUGCUAUUUGUUUGUGGCUUUUUGUGUGGAGAAAAAGGUGUGUCACUGUAAGAUGUUGAAGGUAUAGAUGGCAGGACUACUGUGGUAUAUUGCAUGUCGAUACUUAGGCAAAAAGCUGAUUCCAAGGUGGGAUCAAUUUAUGUCCUGUAGAUUAGAAUUAGGUGUAGCCUCUUGGGAGAAAAGUUAGACAUUUAUAUUCUAACACAGUAUUUUUGUCCUGUGGACUAUUCUCUUUGAUCAAUAUAUUAAGAUAAAAGACUGCAGUUUCAGAUCUUGAAAGUGUUGACUUUGGCUCUUCAGGCUUUAUCAUGUGCCAUUAAUCCUAAAAUCCAAAACUGAAUCCUUGGUGCAGUGAAUCAGUAUAAAUACAACUUCAUUUUGGUCCUUUCUUGAGUUAUAUUACACAAGGAAUGUGCUUAAAACUUAAAAUAAUGCCUGCGGCCUUUAUUACUAUUUAGGUUUUAAAAAUGUCUUUCUUAAGAACCAUUCUGGUUAGACAAUAGCUACAGCUUGAUACAUAAGGUGCUAAGAUUUUCAGAGAAAGUUUUUUUAUUUAGACUUUUGUGAAUUCAUAUUUGGUUUGAACUCAU
Messenger RNA from Pristis pectinata (smalltooth sawfish), 7267 nucleotides. It is a transcript of the gene ankrd50, whose product is annotated as ankyrin repeat domain 50. NCBI's taxonomy places the organism in Eukaryota, Metazoa, Chordata, Chondrichthyes, Rhinopristiformes, Pristidae. Gene Ontology annotation, molecular function: protein binding. Bases 1556 to 5809 code for a protein of 1417 amino acids. The transcript is spliced from 4 exons. The record is from RefSeq and is a predicted model, not a curated record.